CAUUGCGGCGUCAUCGCUGUCGUGCAGGCGACAACUCUGCGCUCGACGGUGGACGCACGGCGACACGUCUCGCUGCUGCGGGCGUGAGGACAGAUAUUCGGGAGGCGCGCCGGGCUGCAGGGCGGCGCAGGAGGUGCAGUGAAGGAGAGCGCGCGGUGCAUUGAUGGGCAGCCCCUUUUUCUCGGUGAGGGACGCUGCUAGCGUAAAAGCGGCCGCCGCGCUAGGCCGCACUUCGCCACGGCCGGCCCGUGCGCGCAGGCUGACACCCAAGUAUAUAAAGCCAGGCUCCCGCCUCCCUUUCAAAACCUUUUCCCGCUCGCCUGCUCAGCUUGCGCUCCAACAACCCCUCCGCCCCCCACCGCGCCAGCAGCUUGAAAACACCAACUUUUCAUCUGCGCGCUGUCUAGAAUCCGUCUCACGACCGCUUUGUGCACAUUUCUGCACACUUUCGCUCUCUCAGACCCGGAGGCGCGUUUUUGCGAUCGGCGCUUGGCCAUUUUCCGCCGCCGACAGCCUUGCGAGCAGCCUCCAACCCACAUCGCAUCCGCGACACCCCCCAACCAAGUGCUUGCUGGCUUCGCUCUUGGUCUCCAUCCACACUCUGCAUAGAUAGCUGUCCUCAGCGACAUCGACCGGCGACCGACGGUUCAGACUUGCGAACGCUUACCGGGGAGUCAUUCAGUUGAUCCUCUCUAGCCUGCGGUACGCUCCUCGCCCGCUCCCCAAAGUCUCCACGUCGUCCCAGGGCGUCGACCGACCUCGCGCAAAGAGCGAUCUCGAUCUCGAUCCCUGCCCGGCCGUC
Messenger RNA from Trematosphaeria pertusa, 802 nucleotides. RefSeq lists its product as uncharacterized. The transcript has a single exon. Lineage: Eukaryota; Fungi; Ascomycota; Dothideomycetes; Pleosporales; Trematosphaeriaceae. The record is from RefSeq and is a predicted model, not a curated record. The coding region runs from base 164 to 613 and encodes 149 amino acids.